AUGUCUGACGUAAAAACGAUCCACGCCUCACAGGUGCCCAUCUCACAAUGCCAAACCUUGGCGGUCUCGGGGUUUGCCGGGAUGUUCGCUUGGUGUUUUGCCCACCCUUUCGAGAUGUGGAAGAACACUUUAAUGACGGCGCCGGAGGGGAAGGAUGGCCAAAUGGCGGCCUUCAAGGCCACUGCCCGAAAAGGCUUUUACCGAGGCCUCUCGAGCGGGCUUGGACGGCAGGUGGUCUACACCACGGGCCGUCUUGGGUUCUACCCCUCUUUUCGCGAUACCCUGCUGAAGGCGGAAGUGGGAUUGGGUAUCAAGGCCUCUGCGGAUCCGUCAAAGGCCAACAUUCUGGAUCGCGCGUUGGCGGGCGCGGGGGCGGGGGUUUUUGCCUCCUUUCUCUCUUCCCCGGUGGAGGUUUGCAUGGUUCUGCAAACCACCACCCAAUCGAAGGCGAAGAUGUCCCUUUUUAAUGCCGCCGGGAGGAUUUGGUCAGCUAGUGGGUUCAUGGGCUUUUGGCUGGGGUUUGGGGCCCUGGGCUCGCGUGCGGCCCUAGUGGGGGUCGCGCAGGUCGCCGUACACGACCAGAUUUUAACAAAACUACGGGGCCGCAACCGUGAGCGAAAGAUACCGUUCAAUGAUAACAUCGUUGUGAAUGUUGCGAGCGUGCUGACCGCCUUAAUUUAUGGCUUUGUUACCAUGCCCGUGGAGCUCGCAAGGGUGCGGAUGUCGAUGGAGGCGAAAUUACAAGCCGGUGUCGAACGGCGCUACACGAACACGAUUCAAUGUAUCACCAAGACUCUACGUGAUGAAGGAUUUUGGUCAAUGUACAGCUCCUUUUUACCGUAUUUUUCUCGUGCUGCAUUGCACACAGUGAUAUGCUUUUUUGUUCUUGAGUAUAUGACACGACAAUUGAAAACCGCAAAAGCGGAGGCAGCGGGGUAUAAAUUGGUUCAGUGA
Molecule: messenger RNA, 954 nt
Organism: Phytomonas sp. Hart1
Lineage: Eukaryota; Euglenozoa; Kinetoplastea; Trypanosomatida; Trypanosomatidae
Source: the annotation of a GenBank genome assembly